Hemisphaericaspora subhashii is the source of this 1515-nucleotide messenger RNA. Its product is annotated as cleavage polyadenylation factor subunit. Gene Ontology annotation, cellular component: nucleus; mRNA cleavage factor complex. Gene Ontology annotation, molecular function: polynucleotide 5'-hydroxyl-kinase activity. The transcript has a single exon. Bases 1 to 1515 code for a protein of 504 amino acids. NCBI's taxonomy places the organism in Eukaryota, Fungi, Ascomycota, Pichiomycetes, Serinales, Debaryomycetaceae. Gene Ontology annotation, biological process: tRNA splicing, via endonucleolytic cleavage and ligation. The record is from RefSeq and is a predicted model, not a curated record.
AUGUCUACUAGUGUUAUACCUGGAUUUGGAUCAUCAGAUCUCUCCACUGUCAACUCCGUCGGCAUCACAACAACAUCAUCCAAUUCAACUCAUGAAUAUAUCCCAAUCCAAAUCCCUCUGAAUCAUGAAUGGAGAAUAGAAGUGCCAUUUAAAUCAAUAUUCAAAUUCAAAAUUACUAGAGGUAUAGCAGAAAUCUUUGGAACUGAAUUACCAUUAAACGUAGAACUUCAAUUAUAUCCUGGUGCAAAAUGUGCCAUAUAUUCUCCGAUCGAAACUACGACGGUUGAAUAUAUGAUAUUACCCAAUCGAAAUGAUAUGCUGGCGAUGAGUAAUGAUGAUCAAGAUACAUUUGAUGGAUAUUUGAGUGGUGAGACUGGAAUGACCCCGUUUUUGAAUUUACAUAUUGCAAUUGAAGCCCAAAGACAACAAAUCAAUGAUUAUAAUAUUUUAAAUGAAUCGAAAUUAUCAGGACCUAGAGUUUUAGUAAUUGGGAAUAAAUUCUCAGGAAAGACAAGCUUAUGUAAGAUAUUGGCUAGUUAUGCCAAUAAGAUGAACAAUACACCUAUAUUAGUGAAUCUUAAUCCUCGUGAUGGGGUUUUUGCCCUUCCAGGAUCUUUAACAGCAACUCCUAUUAGUGAUUCAUUUGAUUUAGAAUGUUCAGGAGGUUGGGGGUUUUCAACUACUUCAGGUACAUUAAGUCAUAAUCCAAAACAACCAAUUGUUAAGAAUUAUGGAUUUGGAGAUUUUAAAGAGAAUUUGGAUUUAUAUAAAUAUCAAAUUUCUCAAUUAGGGAUUGCAGUAUUAAGUAGAUUAGAAGAAGAUAUACAAGUGAAUAAUUCUGGGAUUAUUGUGGAUACUCCUGCUUUAGAUAUUAAAGAUUUUGGUAUUAUUGAAAGUAUAGUUUCUGAUUUUAGAAUUAAUAUUAUUGUAGUAAUGGGAUCGGAGAAAUUAAUGAUUGAUUUAAAGAAGAAAUUUAAACACAAAUCCACCAGUUUAGAUAUUGUUAAAGUACCCAAAAGUACUGGAGUUGUUGAAUUAGAAGAUAGUUAUAUUAGAAGAUUACAAGAAGAAUGUAUUAAAGAAUAUUUUAAUGGGAAUUAUAAAACUCGAUUAUCUCCAUUUAAAACUGAUAUUGAUGUUCAAGAUUUAAUUAUAUAUAAAGGAGUUAUUACCAAAGAAUUAAUUUCAACAUUAUCAUUCUUACCUGCUGGAGAUUCAUAUACUGUUGAAGAAGAUAAUGAAACUAAGCAAGAAGAGAAUUUAUUAGAAAAAUAUUAUUCUUUACUUGAACAACCAAGUUCUUCUAAUUUAGAUAAUUCAAUAAUGGCAAUUACUCAUGUUCCUCAAACUACAUCUAAGACCAAUAGUCGAGCAUUAUUAAAUUCAAGUGUAUUGGGAUAUGUUCAUGUAUCUAAAUUUGAUGACGAAAAGAAGAAAUUGAAAGUAUUACUUCCAUUCCCAGGAAUAUUCCCCAGAAAUAUAUUAAUCUCGACAAAUAUUGGAUUUAAUGAGUAA